UGUGGUUGCAACUAAGAUUAAAUUAAUCAACUAUAAAAAGGUUGCGCACCCAAACUAGGCCAAAGCAGAAAUUUCCUAAUUAGGAAAUGGAACAUUCGGCGAGCCAAAUUUCCCCCAGAUUUAGUAGUUGGAUGACGAGAAGGAAACUCUUAUAAAAGCCCAUAAAUUUAUCUGAUUUGAUUUUAUUUUCGUUUUUAUAUAUGUUAUUAUCAUAUAGACUGAACUAUACUCUAUAAAAAGCUGCAUUCUGGAAGAAGAUUAAAAAUUAGAAAUAUGCAAUUCAUCAGCCUUAUCAUCGUUAGCAUAUCCUUUAUUUUGCAGUUUAGCUCGGCUGCGGAUUUGGACUCAUCUGAAUUAGCCUUUCUUACUAGAUUCGUAGGUGAUGCUAAGUCUCAUUUACCAGAUUAUAUAGGUUAUCUUCAAACUGCUACUGUUUCUGUUCCUACUGGUCUUACAGCAUUAGCUAUUCAAGUUCAAACUUAUACAAACGAUGCAUACACUACAUUAUUAAGCGAAGCUGGAAUAAAUGUUAGUCAAUUAGAAUCAUUUGCAACUGGUUUACCUUGGUAUAGCCUGAGAUUAGCUGGAAAUGGUAAUAAUGUUGCAACUACUUCUGCAACUACCACCUCUAAUACUUCUAGUACUGUAUCGUCAACAUCAUCAUCUUCAAUAAAAACUUCAUCCUCAUCUAAGUCCAGUUCUUCAAUAACUACAGUCAAAACAUCCAAAACAUCCAAAACAUCCAAAACUACUACUACUACUACUAAUUCUGACUCUGCAUCAAGCGUUAAUUCAGCUUCUAUUGUUGCUCCUCCAACAACUUCCUCGAAAGCUGGAGGUUCUUCUGGAUUUGCUCAAGGUUCCUUUUUGGCUUCAGUUGCUGGAAUAGUUGUUCUUUUACUUUAGCUUUAGCUUAUAUAUUAGAAGAUACAAUGAAAUAUUUGUAACUAUAGACGUUUAUAAACUAAAAAUAUACUACUGUAAUACGUAUGAUUGUGUACUUGUAAGCAGCUUUAACUAC
Scheffersomyces amazonensis is the source of this 1021-nucleotide messenger RNA. RefSeq names its product SRP1/TIP1 family protein. The coding region runs from base 274 to 906 and encodes 210 amino acids. The record is from RefSeq and is a predicted model, not a curated record. Lineage: Eukaryota; Fungi; Ascomycota; Pichiomycetes; Serinales; Debaryomycetaceae. The transcript has a single exon.